Cavia porcellus (domestic guinea pig) is the source of this 3023-nucleotide messenger RNA. RefSeq names its product KLF transcription factor 16 (gene Klf16). The record is from RefSeq and is a predicted model, not a curated record. The transcript has 2 exons. Bases 301 to 1059 code for a protein of 252 amino acids. Lineage: Eukaryota; Metazoa; Chordata; Mammalia; Rodentia; Caviidae. Gene Ontology annotation, molecular function: DNA-binding transcription factor activity, RNA polymerase II-specific; RNA polymerase II cis-regulatory region sequence-specific DNA binding. Gene Ontology annotation, biological process: regulation of transcription by RNA polymerase II.
CCCUAUGCCCGCGCGCGCGGCAACUAGGGUGGUGGAGGGCGCGCCAUCGGGGGGCGUGGCCUUGGCGCCCCGAGGGGGCGUCCUCCGGGCGGGGCUGGCCGCGGCCGCCCCCGCGGGCUCCGGUGCGUCAAGGGCGCGUCAGGCGGGGCGGGGCGGGCCGAGCGCGGGCGGCGGGCGGCGGCGCGCGCCGGGCCUCCUCCUCCUCCCCCCGCACUCGAGCAGCCGCCGCCGGCCGGAGGGACAUUGCUCCCGCUGCCUCCGCUCCACACGCUGCGCCCUCGCCGUGGGCCCGAAACCGGCAUGUCGGCGGCUGUGGCCUGCGUGGAUUACUUCGCCGCCGACGUCCUCAUGGCCAUCUCCUCGGGUGCCGUGGUGCACCGCGGGCGGGCCAGCCCCGAGGGCGCGGGCCCCUCGGCCAGCCUGGAGGUGCGCGCGGCGCGCCGUGAACCCGCCUCGCCCGGCAUCCCGGGGCCACCUCCGCCGCCCCCCGCUGCUCCCUCUGGCCCGAGCCCGAGUGGCGCCUCCGCCGCCGCGCCCCACCUGCUGGCAGCCAGCAUCCUGGCCGACCUGCGGGGCGGGCCGGGAGCCGCCCCAGGGGGCGCCUCGCCGGCCUCCUCCUCCUCGGCCGCCUCCUCUCCGACCUCUGGCCGCGCCCCCGCCAAUGCCGCCGCCAAGAGUCACCGCUGUCCCUUCCCGGGGUGCGCCAAAGCCUACUACAAAUCCUCGCACCUAAAGUCGCACCUGCGGACUCACACAGGUGAACGGCCCUUCGCCUGUGACUGGCCAGGGUGUGACAAGAAAUUCGCGCGCUCCGACGAGCUGGCCCGCCACCACCGGACGCACACGGGCGAGAAGCGCUUCCCCUGCCCGCUCUGCUCCAAGCGCUUCACCCGCAGCGACCAUCUGACCAAGCAUGCCCGCCGCCACCCCGGCUUCCGGCCCGAGCUGCUGAGGCGCCCCGGCCCGCGCAGCACCUCGCCCAGCGACUCCCUGCCCUGCAGCCAGGCGGGCAGCCCGGCCCCCAGCCCGGUGCCCAGCCCUGCACCUGCCGGCCUGUAAGAUCCCAGGCUCCAGCCUGGGCUCGGCCCCACCAGACCUCGGCGGUGUGCGGCAGGACCACCAGCAACAGGGCCCACUUGUCCUCCUCCAGGGCUUCCUGGGUGGGGACCCACGUGGACCCCAGCUCCCUGGCCGCUACCAUCCCUGUUAAGACACAGGAGGGGCCCGGUGUUGGGCCUGGGCUCCCCACCACCCAUGGAGGUGGCCUGGGACGGGUCCUCAGGGCCCGACCUGUAAAUAGCCAUGACUGUCAACUCUUCCCAUCUGUUCCCAGGGGACCUUGGGUGACCAGCCCUCCCCCUCCCCACUGCCACCACCCCGUCUUCCCCCAAGGUAUGGGGUUCAGGGGUGGAGCGUGGCCCAGGGGAGCCCCAUACCCAGUGAGGUCCCUGGACCACCAGGCUGCUCCCUCCAGGUUGGGAAGAAGUCUGCACAGAGCCAUAGCUGACCAGGGGUUCCUGUGGGCCACUGCCUGUCCCUGCCCCACCCCACCAAAAGCCAUUGGAGAUGUUCAGGGAAAUGGGGGGUGCCGCCUGGCCACCCCCCUACUCGGGUACUCAAUCUCAGGUAUCCACAGAUGGUGCCCCUGGGAGGGAGGGUGGCCAAGCCCCCCAGGCCUGCCCAGGAGAUGGGAGGUAGGGACUGGUGUGGUCUCCCCGGGGAGUGCUUGGGGUUUGCUUUGGGGAGCCCAUGGUGGGCAGGGGAGGCAGACGGGGUGUGAAUGGUGGUUUAUUUAUUUUCCUGGCUCUGCUGGCAUGGGGCAGGCGCCUCCUUCGGGUGCCUGUGCUUGUGUGUGUGAGCGUGUGACUGAGAGACUGACUGUGAGGGAGUUUGGACAGGCGUCCCCGCUCCUCCCGCUGGGCAGGGUCUCUGAUUUUGGCCUUCAAGGCACUGUGACUGACAAUCUCAUACAGGAAUCUCCUGGUCAUUGGGGUGGAUGCGAUGUCCCCCUGUCCCAAAGCUGGGCAGUAGACCCCAAGGCACAGGCGCGGCAGGGCCUUUUGAAUUGUCGCUGUCUGCUUUGGAAGCCCUGUCCCUCCGGGGCGCCUGGAGGGGGCCUCUGGGCCCUGGGCAGUGAGCAGGAGGCCUGGCUGUUGAGCCUGCUGGGUAGCUUUUUUUUUUUUUUGGACGGAUAGAGUAUUUUUUCAGGCACCAAGUCCCCUUGUCCAUCAGGUCCCUGUGGGUGCUGCUCCCUAGUCCUCAGGGGUGUGGGGCGGGGGGGAUCCCGGGCUGAACAUGAGGCUGGGGUAAGCAGCUGUUCCUUAGGGGUGACUUGCUGGGGUCCACAGUCCGGGCUUUCUGCUGUGGCGUGGAUUUCCUUGGGGUAGGGGGCCCCUGCACCCUGCUAGGAAGGGGACCCAGGUUUCCUGCACAAGACCUGGGAAGGGUGGCCACCGGCGGCCAUCUGAGUGGCUUUCAAGGUCUUCCUGUCUCUGAUGGGGUGGCUCUGGGGCCCGGGUAAAGGCUGUGGGGCCUGGGGCCUGGUGGAGGGGGCUGGGCGUGCCCUUCUGGAGCUGGGCUCGGAGGGCCACCGGCCUCCAGGGCCCACUGUCAGGGAUGCCAGGCCCGGUGCCCACAGCCCUGCCUCCUCCCGUGGCAGCGUUAGUGAGAUGCCUUAGUCCGUGGGUGGGGCGGGGGCUGGGGCUGCGUGUCCCUUGUGUCUCUUGAUGUCCUGCUUGGUCCUGGCGUGUCCCCGUGUUUGCCCUCUGCAAAGGUCAGGACUGCAGUUCAAGGGCCCAGGAAGCCCAGAAUAGUGCUGUCCUCCCAUCUGCUGUCAAGGGGUUGGGACAGACCCGAAUCUGCUCUUCCCCCUCCCUGGGAACCAGGGGUCACUGGGACCCGGUCCCACAUGUGGCCUCUGAGGGGUGGGCAGGAGGGACCCCCGGAAACGGCUUUCCGUGGGUGGUGCCCCUCCCCCACCCUGCCUGGGCUCCUCGUAUUUAAUGAAGCCCUUUUUAAAAGCC